Aureobasidium namibiae CBS 147.97 is the source of this 1122-nucleotide messenger RNA. RefSeq lists its product as uncharacterized. The coding region runs from base 1 to 1122 and encodes 373 amino acids. The record is from RefSeq and is a predicted model, not a curated record. Gene Ontology annotation, biological process: transmembrane transport. The transcript is spliced from 5 exons. Lineage: Eukaryota; Fungi; Ascomycota; Dothideomycetes; Dothideales; Saccotheciaceae. Gene Ontology annotation, cellular component: membrane. Gene Ontology annotation, molecular function: transmembrane transporter activity.
AUGUGGUGCAUGAAGAACGAGUUGGCUCUUGACAAGAUUGUCCGCUCUGCACUCGUGCCAAUCUUCUCCAAAGCUCCCCUGGCCCCGAAGAGACUUGGUAGAUUCUUACUGAGUUGGUCGAUAGGUUUCCUGCUCGCACUUCCUUAUGGAGUCAUGGCGGACCGUGUUGGCCGUAAGAGAGUCCUUCGCCUCUCCAUCAUAGGCCUCGUCCUUUGCGACACGUUCAAGCUUAUCGUCAUAUGGCAAUCGGACUACAUGCCCUUGCGGAUGAUCUGGCUGGCUCCUGUGUUUAGGAUAAUAGGGGGCGGGGAUGCCGUAGCUGCAACAAUGGUACUCGCGGCAUUAGCAGAUGUCUACGAGGACGAAGAAAGGUCUGACGCUGUGUAUCAUCAUGACAUCGACUCUGGAUCUUGCACAACACAAUGUCAGACUCGUGGCGGCUUGAUUGCCAGAUCAACCUCGAUACUUGCGCGGAGUCUUGCCGCCAUCUUCGCCGAUAGAAACGUCCUCUUCUUGCUGUUUGGCUUCUUCGCAACUACCGUCGGCACAGUGGCCGCCGGAUUCGAGUUGCAAUACGUUCACAGGCGAUAUGGCUGGAGCUACGCACGCGCGAGCUCUCUUUUGGCCAUCCGGCCAUUUGUGACAAUCAUUGUGCUUUUGAUAAUCAUUCCUACAUCCAGCAAGAUCCUCCUAGUGGCGUGCAGCGUGUCAAAUGCUCAGAAGGAUCUCAUUCUGGUACGUGGCAGCGCCACUCUUCUCAUGAUCGGAACAUUACUUCUCGGCAUCUCAGAGGUAUCUUCUGUUGCAGUGUUCUCUUUCGUCGUCUUUGCACUAGGCAACGGGUUUACGACUGUGAGUAAGAGUCUGCUUACGACUUUCGGCCCGCAUGAAAUGGCCGGGACCCUGCUAUCCGCGAUGAACGUCAGUGCAGCCCUGGGAGCAGUCAUCGCUGGGCCAUUGAUAACUGUCACUUUCAACCUAGGUCUGGAGUGGGGCGGAGCCUGGAUAGGUGCACCUUUAUUCUUUGUAACUCUACUCUAUGCUUUGACUCUAGCUUCUGUGUGCCUCCUGAAGGCUCCAGAAGAUCUCAAGCAUGAUGUCACAGAAGAUCUGGCAGCAUGA